CAAAAAAAUGUCAAUUUAUCUGAAUCACACAACAACACUACAUACGCUUUUGUGAACCUAAUUUCUAAAUAAAAAUUGCUCAUUUUUCUUUAGUACUAGACUAUUUAAUGUUUAUGUUUCUACUACUAGUCUAUUAAAUUAUGACUUUAUCUGAAUAUACCCAUCUUAAACAACAAAUUGUGAUUAAUGUCGGAAAAAGUGACAAUCAUAAUCACUUACUAAAUAAACUAAAAGAGUUUUAUAAAGAUGACAUAGAUUCUAAUAGAAGGUUUGAACAAAUAAAUACAAUAGGCCAGUUAUUAAAGAUUCUAGAAAUAAGAUGUAUUUUAUCAGAAGAAAAUGUUGGACCCUUAAAAGAAAUAGCUCGUCUACUAAACGAUAACGAACUUUUAAAAAGAAUUUGUAACUAUGAAGUUAAUCAUAUUGGUAAAGAAUAUGUUAAUCAAUACGUUAUUGAUAAUCUACCAACAGCAACAGUAUUAGACAAUAAAGAAAACAAAAAAAGUAAUAAUUAUGCUAUUAGUGAAGUAAGCUUAAUGAAAAAAGACCGAAUCAAAGAAACACUUGUGGAGGAAGUUGGGAGGUUUUGGCGAGACUUGGGCAGAAAUCUUAAAAUCCGAGAAUGUAAGAUUGAUGAAAUUGAUACAAAAUACAAUACUGUAGAAGACAAAACGUCUGAGUUGAUCAACUUGUUUCUGGAAAAGGCUGACAAACAAAGAUGGUUUUUUGUGUUAUGCGAAGCAUUAGAAAAAUCUCGGAGAAAGGACCUGAGUAAAACCUUACAGGAAAUUAUUACUAUGAAUUUGUAAAUAUUCUUUUAAAUUUAUUUUAAUACAAA
Molecule: messenger RNA, 838 nt
Organism: Melitaea cinxia (Glanville fritillary)
Lineage: Eukaryota; Metazoa; Arthropoda; Insecta; Lepidoptera; Nymphalidae
Gene: Fadd
Product: fas-associated death domain protein
Exons: 2
Coding region: 141-809 (222 amino acids)
Biological process (GO): regulation of apoptotic process; signal transduction
Molecular function (GO): protein binding
Source: RefSeq, a predicted model, not a curated record